CGGCAAUGGUAGAUCUUAUGUAUUAAUUCUCGAAGCUGGUGCUUCUGGGGAUCCAAGUCAGAGUAAAUUGUAUUUUACAAGAUUUAGUACAAAAGUGGGAUUUUGUAGGGUUAGAGUACCAUUUUCAUCAUUCCGCCCUGUGAACCCAGAUGAUCCAGUUUUAGACCCUUUUCUUGUACACACAUUGACAAUACGCUUUGAGCCUAGAAAACAGAGGUCCGUUGAUGCAAAUGCAACUAUGAAACAGGAUUUGAGAAGCUUUAAGCUUAUAUUGGAAUAUAUAAAAGCUUUGCCUACCGGGCAAGAAACCGAUUUUGUCUUAGUUUCAUGUUCAGGACAAGGGAUUGAGCCUUCCAGGCGGGAGCAGGUUCUUAAAGCCAAGCAGGCAGGCGAAGAUUCCUUAAGAAGAUCUGGCCUUGGGUACACAAUAGUUCGUCCAGGUCCAUUGGAGGAAGAACCUGGUGGGCAGCGCGCUCUAAUAUUUGAUCAAGGAAAUCGAAUAUCUCAGGGCAUCAGCUGUGCUGAUGUGGCUGAUAUAUGUGUGAAGGCACUACAUGAUUCAACUGCAAGAAACAAAAGCUUUGAUGUAUGUUACGAGUAUGUUGCUGAGGAAGGGAGGGAGCUUUAUGAGCUGGUUGCACACUUGCCUGACAAAGCAAAUAACUACUUGACACCAGCACUUUCUGUGUUAGAGAAGAAUACAUGAUCAUCCCUCGUCGAGACAACAUGCUUCCCAGUUGUGAGAUUUCAUAUAAUCGCUUCCUUAAUCCUUCUUUGUUCUACUUCUACUUUGCUGCUUCAAGUGGAAUGUAACUAUUUUACCUGUAUAUAUUCACGUGCAACCCAAAAUCCACGAUUUCAGAAAGUAUAUAGAUUUAUAUAUUCCUUCCUCAAAAACUGAAAUAAUACAGAAACAGAUUUCAAUAGUUAAAA
Messenger RNA from Lotus japonicus, 933 nucleotides. RefSeq names its product protein HIGH CHLOROPHYLL FLUORESCENCE PHENOTYPE 173, chloroplastic-like. NCBI's taxonomy places the organism in Eukaryota, Viridiplantae, Streptophyta, Magnoliopsida, Fabales, Fabaceae. The transcript has 9 exons. The coding region runs from base 239 to 706 and encodes 155 amino acids. The record is from RefSeq and is a predicted model, not a curated record.